Molecule: messenger RNA, 6075 nt
Organism: Centropristis striata (black sea bass)
Lineage: Eukaryota; Metazoa; Chordata; Actinopteri; Perciformes; Serranidae
Product: transportin-2-like
Exons: 25
Coding region: 83-2752 (889 amino acids)
Biological process (GO): protein import into nucleus
Cellular component (GO): nucleus; cytoplasm
Molecular function (GO): nuclear import signal receptor activity; small GTPase binding
Source: RefSeq, a predicted model, not a curated record
UCCAGUCGGCUCAUUUGAACCAGAAGCACCGGGAGGAGAGAGCAGAGGCCCCGCACCAGAACACACGAUCAACGACAUAUUGAUGGAGUGGCAGCCAGAUGAGCAGGGACUCCAGCAGGUCCUCCAGCUGCUCAAAGACUCCCAGUCGCCCAACACAGUCACACAGAGAGCUGUCCAACAAAAACUGGAACAACUCAACCAGUUCCCAGACUUCAACAAUUAUCUGAUCUUCGUUCUCACACGACUCAAAACUGAAGAUGAGCCGACUCGCUCUCUGAGCGGUCUGAUCCUGAAGAACAACGUGAAGGCCCACUACCAGAACUUCCCUCCGACUGUUGCUGAGUUCAUCAAGCAGGAAUGUCUCAACAACAUCGGGGACCCGUCGCCGCUCAUCCGGGCCACCAUCGGCAUCCUGAUCACCACCAUCGCCUCCAAAGGAGAGCUGCAGACGUGGCCCGAGCUGCUGCCUCAGCUCUGCAACCUGCUCAACUCUGAGGACUACAACACCUGCGAGGGCUCGUUCGGAGCGCUGCAGAAGAUCUGCGAGGACUCGUCGGAGCUGCUGGACAGCGACGCUCUGAACAGACCGCUCAACAUCAUGAUCCCCAAGUUCCUCCAGUUCUUCAAGCACUGCAGCCCCAAAAUAAGGUCUCACGCCAUCGCCUGCGUCAACCAGUUCAUCAUCGGGAGAGCCCAGGCCCUGAUGGACCACAUCGACACCUUCAUAGAGAGCCUGUUUGCGCUGGCAGCAGACGAGGACUCUGAAGUGAGGAAGAACGUGUGUCGAGCUCUGGUGAUGCUGCUGGAGGUCCGCAUAGACCGCCUCAUCCCCCACAUGCACAGCAUCAUCCAGUACAUGCUGCAGAGAACCCAGGACCCUGAUGAGAACGUGGCUCUGGAGGCCUGUGAGUUCUGGCUGACUCUAGCAGAGCAGCCCAUCUGUAAGGAGAUGCUGUCAGGACACCUGGUGCAACUGACACCGAUCUUAGUAAACGGGAUGAAGUAUUCAGAGAUCGACAUCAUACUAUUAAAGGGCGACGUGGAGGAGGACGAGGCGGUGCCGGACAGCGAUCAGGACAUCAAACCUCGUUUCCACAAGUCACGAACAGUCACGCUGCAGCACGAAGGAGGAGAGGACGAGGAGGGGGAGGACAUCGAAGAAGACGAUGAUGAUGAUGACGACACGCUGUCAGACUGGAACCUGAGAAAGUGUUCUGCUGCAGCGCUGGACGUUCUUGCCAACGUGUUCCGUGACGAUCUGCUGCCUCACCUCCUGCCGCUCCUCAAAGGCCUCCUCUUCCACCCCGACUGGGUCAUCAAGGAGUCUGGCAUCCUGGUGCUGGGGGCCAUCGCCGAGGGCUGCAUGCAGGGCAUGGUGCCGUACCUGCCGGAGCUGAUCCCUCACCUCAUCCAGUGUCUGUGUGAUAAGAAAGCUCUGGUCCGCUCCAUCGCCUGCUGGACUCUCAGCCGCUAUGCACACUGGGUGGUCUCCCAGCCCCCCGACUCCUACCUCAAGCCCCUCAUGACAGAGCUCCUCAAACGCAUCCUGGACGGCAACAAGAGGGUUCAGGAGGCCGCCUGCAGUGCGUUCGCCACCCUGGAGGAGGAGGCGUGCACGGAGCUGGUUCCCUACCUGAGCUUCAUCCUGGACACGCUGGUGUUCGCCUUCGGGAAGUACCAGCACAAGAACCUGCUCAUCCUCUACGACGCCAUAGGAACCCUGGCCGACUCCGUGGGGCACCACCUCAACCAGCCGGAGUACAUCCAGAAGUUGAUGCCUCCUCUUAUCGCCAAGUGGAACGAGCUGAAAGACGAAGACAAGGAUCUCUUUCCACUGCUAGAGUGUCUGUCCUCGGUAGCCACGGCCCUGCAGAGCGGCUUCCUGCCUUACUGUGAGCCCGUCUACCAGCGCUGUGUGACCCUGGUCCAGAAGACGCUAGCUCAGGCUAUGAUGUACAACCAGCAUCCAGACCAGUACGAGGCUCCUGACAAGGACUUUAUGAUCGUGGCGUUGGAUCUGCUGAGCGGCCUGGCCGAGGGUCUGGGGGGUCACGUGGAGCAGCUGGUGGCCCGCUCCAACAUCAUGACCCUGCUCUUCCAGUGCAUGCAGGAUACGAUGCCUGAGGUGAGGCAGAGCUCCUUCGCUCUGCUGGGUGAUCUCACCAAGGCGUGCUUCCUCCAUGUUAAACCCUGCAUUGCUGAGUUCAUGCCCAUCCUGGGGCUCAACCUAAACCCAGAGUUCAUCUCCGUGUGUAAUAACGCCACCUGGGCCAUCGGAGAGAUCUCCAUGCAGAUGGGUGCAGAGAUGCAGCCGUAUGUGGGCAUGGUGCUGCCACACCUAGUGGAGAUCAUCAACAGACCCAACACACCCAAAACUUUGCUGGAAAACACAGCCAUUACGAUCGGCAGACUGGGUUACGUCUGUCCACAGGAAGUGGCUCCACAGCUGCAGCAGUUCAUCAGACCGUGGUGCACGUCACUGAGGAACAUCCGAGAUAACGAGGAGAAGGACUCGGCCUUCAGGGGGAUCUGUGUGAUGAUCGGAGUCAACCCUGCAGGAGUGGUUCAGGACUUCAUCUUCUUCUGUGACGCCGUGGCGUCCUGGGUCAACCCCAAAGACGACCUGAGGGACAUGUUUUAUAAGAUCCUGCACGGCUUUAAGGACCAGGUGGGAGAGGAGAACUGGCAGCAGUUCUCUGAACAGUUCCCUCCUCUGCUGAAGGAGCGUCUGUCGGCCUGUUAUGGAGUCUAACCCACCUCCUCUUUGUCCACACAGGACACCAGCCUGUUAGGUUCAUGUGGGGAGGGUUACUGGGGAACUCAUUGCACUGCCCAGACAGACGGUGGGGAGAAACCAGAGCUGGAGGGACGACCUGGUCUGAGCCUCCACUCAGAGGACGGCCCCUCCCCCCUGUGUGUCUCUCUAGGGAGGGAGGGGGGGGGAGGGAGGAGGGUGGUGGGUGUGGGAGGGUCAACUGGGGAUAUCAUCAUAUACCUCUGGGAUUAAACGCCUCACAGCCAACUCACUCUAAGACUCUGGCCAGCAGCAGCAGCGCUGCAGGGACGUGAGGCAGCCCCCCCCCAUUAGAUUAUUCUGUUAAGAUAGGUGAGGGAGGGGGAGGGGGGAUGGGGGGGGGGGGGGGUAGGUACAUUUAAACAGGAAUAACUGUGUGAAGCAGCAUAAGGUGCCACAGUCCCAGACUCCACCAUGCACUAGACGCCCACACCUCGCUGUGUUUAGAGAGGUAAACAAACAAACAAAAAGACGCUUUUACUAUGUAACAAUGCAGGAAAUGUGCACAAGUUGUUUGCACCUUUUAAGGCGACAUUGCAUCAACCGUUGGGUGGUCACAUCCACGGGUCUAUUCUCCUCCUUUCACAUGUACAUUUAGCUCCGUUUGGGUUCCUUCCUCUAAGCCUCGCUGACUGGGUUCUCCUCCAAUCAUGCUCCUCGUCUGAGGUAAACACCAGUGUGUCGGUGUCCUCUGAGGUUAGACCAGCAGCACCAGCCAUCGCACGCCGUCUACCGCCUCUUUAAGUGACGCAUGUUUCAGUGGAUGUCUGUCUUGUUGCUCAUUACUCCAUCAGCGUGGUGCGUAGGGAGGCCGCCAUAGCUGGAGGCUGCCAGGUGCUCGCUGCGUCGUCCUCCUCCCAUCAUGCAUCUGGUCUAUGUCCCUUUAGUUUAACGGAGGCUGUGAGUGUGUGUGUGUGAGUGUGUGAUAAACGGGAAUCGUCUCUCUGCAACAAGAGUUCAAAUACUGUAGCUAGGUGGAGAAUGUUUUUGCUGCUGCUGCUUCGUUUUUAGAGACUUUAAAGAAGAGAAAACGGGAAGCGAUAAGACAUCACCAAGAAUGAAUUGGUUCUUACUGAUAUAUAAAUGCACUUUUUUUUCUUUUUGUAAGAAAUUUAGAAUUUCAAAUGUUAAGAAACACAGUAAUGAUAUACUGAUCUUUUUUUUUUUUUCUUUGCUAAGUGAUUUUAGGACUGUUAAAGGCUUGCUAAAGUAAGCAUAAAGAUAAUGUUAAGCAAUGGUAAAACGACGACUAGUAAGACCUCUUAACCCUUUGAUGCACAACAUGCAUCUUUCUUUUAUUACAACACAUCAUUAUAUACAUCUUUCCUUUCAUGCUUUAUGAAGAAAAAUAGAUUUUGUAUUAUUACAUCAAGUUUACACACAUGGGUAGAGUAGUGAUACAAAAAAGGUUUUUAUUCAAAAAGUGAGAAAUGAAUGUAUUACAUAACUAAGCCAAGAAGUUAGCUAAGUACUUAGCUUAGCAAGCUACUUAGCCAAGAAGUUAGCUAAGUACUUAGCUUAGCAAGCUACUUAGCCAAGAAGUUAGCUAAGUACUUAGCUUAGCAAGCUACUUAGCCAAGAAGUUAGCUAAGUAGUUAGCUUAGCAAGCUACUUAGCCAAGAAGUUAGCUAAGUACUUAGCUUAGCAAGCUACUUAGCUAAAAAAAUGAAUAAAGGAAAACAUAAAAUCAGGAUGUAUGAUGAUCAAAAACAAACUAAUUGAGGAAAACCUGGAAUACUGAAUGAUGAAAUUAAAAGAUAUAGAAGAUAAAAACUCAGUCGGGUCACUUUAGACCAUGUUGUUGUUGUGCAUCAAAGGGUUAACAGACGUAGUUAGUUUUAUAACGUAGCUCCUCCUGAGACGGACUAAAGCGCGCUGAGACAUUUAGAUCCAGUAUUGUGGAUCGUAACGAACCCGUCAGUCCGUCUGUCCCCAUCAGAGCGUUCUGCUGCAGCGUCCAGCCUCCUCAUCGCAUGCUCCAACUUUAGUUUUUUAGUUGUUUUAUAACGGAUCUUCCUUCUAAGAGCUUCGUCUUUGGCAAUGCAACCAGCUGCUGGACUAAUAAGGUACUCCUCCUCCUCCUGCUCCUCCUCCAGCUUGUGACUGUGGUUGCCAUAUAUUCACCCGUUGAUACUGUGUAGGAUCUGCCUGGGAACUCUGAGGAACAGUCCUCCUGACGCUGGUUAGCUGGUGUAAGGGUGGUGGUCUGUCUCCAGCUUUAUCUUCUAGUCCUGGUCCAUAGUGGACGCUCGUGAUGGGAGUGUGUAUGGCUGUUUGCCUGUUGCUCUUUAUUAUAAAGGUGUGUACGACGUGCUUAGAUGUCUUUCUGCACCAGCCCUAUAAUAUUAAUAAUAAUAAUACUAAUAAAGUUAUGUCUGGAGAGUUGUUUCUGCCUGCCAGUUAACGUCCGUCUGAUCGGACAAGCUCCAAAAACAGACUGCCACUGAUAGAUGAUUUAUUUUAUAUAAUAAUUAAGGAUUGAAGCGUCCUCUGAAUGUGAUCAGCAGGUUUAACUGGGAGGCAGACACGCAGAUCUGAGGCGGCAACUCCCUGAUAGCAGCAGACUGAGGUCUCAGCAGCGUUUCUAACAUGCAUCAUUCAUUAGGAUGCAGCUCUGCACCAUAAAGAGGCUGCUCCACCCCUCACCACCACCUCACACUAAGAUUAUACAUUUAAAUGCAAGUUGUCCACAGGUUGGUUUUUUAUUUUAUUUUUUUAUUUUGAUGCUCAUGUGAUUUUUGUUUUUAUUAAUUUAUUUUGUUUUUUUUAGAUUUAUUUUUUUUAUUUUGAUGCUCGUGUAAUUUUGUUUUUAAUUUAUUUUGUUUUUUUUAGAUUUUUUAUUUUUUUAUUUUGAUGCUCAUGUGAUUUUGUUUUAAUUUAUUUUGUUUUUUUUUAUGUAGAUUUUUUUUAAUUUUUUUGUGCUCCAGUGCACAAAUUCUUUUGGACUUUAAAAGUUUUUUUUGUUAGUUUUUUUUUGUUGCUUUUUAUUCUUUUUAUUUAAAGAAUGAUUUGUUUUUCGUUGUUUUAUAGCGGACCAUUUGAUUUGUCAGGUUUGAUGUCGUGGUUGGACGGAGGGAGUCGGUGCUUGGUGCAAACUUUAGGGAAGAAUGUGGGAAAAACUAAUUCAUAACUUUGUUUCAAUCUGAUAUCAAGGCUGGCAACUGAAUUUGAUGUAGUUCCUUCUUUUUGCUCAACUGUGGUGCAGGUGGGAUGUUAUCUGAUGUAUCCCUUUUUAUUUAAUUUUUUGUGAAUAGGGGAAAAUAAAUUUUUUUUCUAUUAAA